Molecule: messenger RNA, 1361 nt
Organism: Periconia digitata
Lineage: Eukaryota; Fungi; Ascomycota; Dothideomycetes; Pleosporales; Periconiaceae
Source: the annotation of a GenBank genome assembly
ACCCCCAUAAGCUCAGCAAUGGUAUGUUUCGGAUGAUCCAUAAGGUGGCAUGGUUCACUGGUUUCAAGUUUUGGCAGGCAAUGACUUAUGAUGUCCAUGUCUCAUGCAGGAACAUACUUUGGAUCUUCUUCUGCUUCUAUGCUUUUUCCCAUUUUGAUGAGACCAUGGACAACGAAGCUCGCUCGGUGACUCUGCGUCAUACGUCAAAACAACACGGUGCAUAUGUCUGCGUCUCCAUCACUUUCGUGGCUGCGACGGUCAGUUUGCUUUUGAGGUUUGCUGCUCAUCAGAUUACGAAGGCCCCACUCUGGUACGAUGACCUGUUCAUCAUCCUCGCUUUCUUCUGCGCGAUGGUGUGGUCAUCUUUGAUGAUUUAUUGGCUUCAAAAUGGUCUCGGUCUUUUCCUCAACGAGAUCGACUUAUCAGUGGAAGAGGCAUUAGAGCUCUCAAAAGUAGUGCAUUGGAAUGGCGAGAUAGUAUACGCGUGCUCCUUAGCCUUUUCGAAACUCGCAAUGUUGGGAUUCUACUGGCGCAUGUUCAAGAUGUCACGUCUCAGAGUACCAAUACAAAUUCUGGCGCUGGCUACGGUUGCGUGGAUCGCGGUUCGAACAUCCAUAGCCAUUUUUCACUGCGUACCAGUUGAAAAGUUCUGGCGCCCGUCCAUAAAUGGAUACUGCCCCGUCAACGACACCGUGUUUUUCUGUGCGACCGCCAUUGUCCACCUCGUAUUCGACCUCAUCAUCUUAGCCUUACCAGCUAUCGAAGUGAGAAAGCUCCAGUUACCACGACUACAGCGUGCAGGCAUAGUGGCUAUGUUCGGGUUCGGGAUUUUUGUCUGCUUAGCAGGUGUCAUGGUCAUUGUCUGCAGUGUCAGCUACAAAGCAAACGAUAACGAACUACCCUGGACCACUGCACCUAUAUUCAUCUGGUGCACAGUGGAGAUCAACCUAGCCAUUGUUUCUGCAUGUCUCCCCAUGCUCCGACCAAUCUAUUUACUUCUACCCUCCUGCCCAUUGAUAACUCAUUCCACCCAAAAGCCUUCAUCGCACAGCAAAUAUCGCUCCCAUCGCCCCUAUUCAACCAUCACGCACAAAAUUCUGGCUAUUCGCAAGGCUCCGUCUCUGCCAAGUUCAGAAAAAGAAGAUACCUUGUCGAUACUCGCGAGACAGGCUUCUAUGGGUAGCGCGGAUCGUGUCGACGAUACAAUGGAGCGCGGAAAUAAGACAGUUGUGACAGGGCCGACAGAUAGCGAGCGAGAUGAUGCCCAAUCCCAGGAAAGGAUGGGGGGUGAGUCGGUCAAUCUGUCUGGCAGGAUUUUGGUGACAAGUGAGACGGUGGUGAAAGUGGAGCAAAUAGUGUAG